Molecule: messenger RNA, 2629 nt
Organism: Athalia rosae (coleseed sawfly)
Lineage: Eukaryota; Metazoa; Arthropoda; Insecta; Hymenoptera; Athaliidae
Gene: Timp
Product: metalloproteinase inhibitor 4
Exons: 5
Coding region: 354-1016 (220 amino acids)
Biological process (GO): negative regulation of membrane protein ectodomain proteolysis; negative regulation of endopeptidase activity
Cellular component (GO): extracellular matrix
Molecular function (GO): metalloendopeptidase inhibitor activity; protease binding
Source: RefSeq, a predicted model, not a curated record
ACGCCCGACAUCAACCUCGCCCGCGGUCCCCCGUGUGCCGCGACGCGUAUAAUAGAGGAUAUGCGAUGGAAGUGGAGCAGUCUUACUUUACCACGCGUCUCUGAAGUGUUCGCGGAUCACACAGAGACGUAUCACAGCCAAGGAGAACACCUGCCGCUAUUGACCGGAGUACCUGACGGGUGCGAAAUUUCAUUCGAAGGAUAAUAAAAGUGCGAAAGUGUAUACGGGGGUACGAGUGAUACCGAGUACAAGAUAAAUAGUUACAGUAAACAAACUUUUAAUUCGUCUACGACCCUUUUUGUUUUGUUGUUGUCUUUUUUCACUUCCUCCGAGUCAAUUCGACCCGAGCCAAGAUGCGGUGGCCAAUUAGCUGGAGUCUCUUCGCGUUUUUGGCGAUAGUUUUAUCGCCUUCGCAAAGAGUCGAUGCCUGCAGCUGUCAGUAUACCCAUCCCCAGACGCAGUUCUGUCGCGCUGAAUUCGUUGUUCUGGUGAGAGUGAUGAAGCACAUCCCGGGAGGAAGUUACGAGAGCGCUUACAGAGUGAAGGUUCAUAAGAAGUUCAAAUUGAGCGAAGCCGCGGAACAUGCGCUGAAGGAUGGGUACAUUUUCACCGCAUCCAGCGACGGAAUGUGCGGAGUGAGUCUACAACGUGGAUGGACUUACGUCGUCAGUGGACAAGUAAUCGAAGGGAAGCCCCGAAUCAACCUGUGUGGAUUGGCGAUGCCUUGGCCCCAGGUUUCGGCGCGACAACGUAAAGGAUUCAGAAUGCUUUACCACCACAAUUGCGUUUGCAACAUUCAAUUCACGCCGUGGUAUCACAAGGGGUCCGCCCUGGAUAGCGUGGCGGGAAAACGAUGCCUGUGGGAAAGCUCCCCCGGGCCUCAGGACUGCCAGGAACAGCACGGUCUUUGUAUGAAAGGACCAGCAGGGUGUUCUUGGUUCCCAUCGGUCGCCUACAAAAAUUGCAUCAAAGAAUUCCAACGCAAACGUGAACAACAACGGACAAGAAAACCCUGAUCGCUUCGAUCAUCCCGCUGCACGUGUGAACUAACGAUUAACCAUUACGCAGUUUUCACGAAUCGGUAGUUUUUUCUCAUUUUUUUUUUUUUUCUAUUUUUUGUUUGUAUUUCAUUUUUUUUUUUUUUUUUUUUUUUUUUUUUGCGUUAAUUCAUAUGAUUCUUUCACGGCCGCAUUUCAUCCCAAAAUUUGAGGAAAAUUCAUCGACCCGACGCCGCACACUAACGGUAGAAAAAAGAAAUCUUUGAUUCAAGCGAGUCUUUUAUAUUUUCAAGAGUAAUUCAUGUACGACGAACUGAAUAGGAUUUCGAGUGGUGUCUAUGCGCGAUGCGAUCGAAUGAACCGUAAGCUCCGACUGACCGUCAGCCCUCGGGCUGAUAAUUGACGUAACCCUCGACGACGGAGUCAUUUACGAUUUGAAUUGAGCUGAUUGGACGUUCCUCCGGUCAAAUCGAUGUGUAUAUUUCUGUUUGGGAUGGACCACGGACGUAGGCAUGAUCACACGAUCGCAGGAUUAAGUGGUGUAUUUCAAUAUGAAAAAGAGAACGACCGAAACUCGAGUCGUUUCGGUUUCGAUUAUGUGUUGGAAAUACCAGAAACGUAAGGUUUGGCCAUGCGGUGUCCACUACGUGUUGUAAAUAUUGAAUAAGCUUAUUGUAUAUUGUGUAACGUUAAAUUAUUGUCUCUACUCUAUAACCCCGUAGUAUACAUAUUUUUAGAAUGGUAAACUUAAGAUACACCUACUUUGCGUGCUUCUAUAUGAAUAUUGUGCCUGAAUUUUUUUUCUAACUCAUCUUCGAAGAGAAUUUGCUGCUCUUUCCCGGUUUUUCUUCAUUUCCUUCAUAUUCUCACGAUUGGGACUGUAGCAUCAUCCCACCGUUAGCCACGUGGAACGUGACUAAUGAGUUGGAUUAAAUUUAGUACAAAAUACUAAUACCAAUAGUUAGUAUUUAAUGAUUGAAAAAUAAUAAUUUCCGACGUUUCUCGUUCAAUAUGGUUUAGGAUAAAUACGUGUGCGCUCAAAGGGUUGGUUUCGCAAUUUGUUCAAUUUAUCCGAUCACCUACAAACAUUUCCCCAUUUUACGAGGCUCAAAAUUAAUUACACCUGUCGCGAAGAUGAGGUAACCGUUAAUCCUUUGUUCGGGGUGAUCACCGAUAUUGGAAUUUCAUUCGGAAAAAAAUGUUAUCGCUAUCGGUUAGCAAAAAUUUUCACAAAUUAUUAAUCAAUCCUUUGAUUUUUAUAAUAGAUAUAACUAUUUCAGUAUUCAUUACUUGUUUCAUUUUUCUAUUUGUAUAUCUGAAUAAAAAAUAUACGACUGCUUGAAUAAUUGUAUCCAUCUGAAGAAUGAUUUGCUGCAGCUACCAGAUGAAAGGUGUUUCAGAAAAAAGCAAUAUUGUAAGGACUUAACACCGUAAAAAAAAAACUGAGCAUUGAUUACCAUCCCAUACUAAUCGAUAAAAACUGAAAUAGUUACAUAUAAUUUAAGCUAUAUUAUCAUAUUUAUAAACCCAUAGAUAAUUAAGUUUGAUCUAAGAAGCAUAUGUACUCUGAGCACUGAUACAGAACUUUAAGAAAAAAGUAUUGUAAUAAAUAAAAUAGAUUCGAAUAUCUA